AGAAGAGAAAGUAUAUAGGUAUUACAAAGCAAGAGAAGGGGGGACAAACGGAGGGAAUAGAAAGAGAAGAAAGAGGCAGAGAAGAGAAAAGGGGCGGGAGAGAGAGAGAUCGAGAGAGAGAGAGAGAGAGAGAGACAUGGGAAGAAAAAGGAGAGGAAAAAGUAAGGAACCGAAGGAGGGAGAAGGGGGAAAAGGAGGAGGAGGAAAAGAGGGAAAGAAAAAAGGGAGAAGAAGAGAGCAAGGACAAAAGAGGCAGGUGAGAAGAGUCAUGAGGUAACUACAUGUAGAUACCGACUCCAUCCACACACCUUUCAGCUAUACUGUGUAUAUACAUUACCUGGAACUGGUUGAGUGCCCUAAUGAUGGUGACCUGCAUGAAGUCGGCCAUCACGUUCCCAUCCAUGAUGACACAGAAACCGUUGGCUCGGGCCUCCUCCCUGCACCAAUCACAGGCAAUGUGUGACGGAAAGUAUGUUGGGAGCGGUCGUGUGCAAGAUGGAGACAUACAGCGAACAGAGUGGCUACAUUGCCAUGCUGGCUGUAGACAAGGACUACCGGAAGAGAAGAAUAGGAUCAACCCUUGUGAAGAUGACCAUAAAACAGAUGGCAGCCGAGGGAUGCUGUGAGGUUGUUUUGGAAACGGAAGUGACUAAUAAAGUGGCUCUAUCUCUCUACGAAAACCUGGGGUUUAUACGAGAGCGGUAUCUCCAUCAGUACUACCUCAACGGUGUGGAUGCAUAUAGAUUGAAACUCUGGCUCAGAAUUAUCUAGUGCCGGCCCCCUUCUGUCACAUUUCAUCACAUUUCUAUCAGAAGCCGUCAGUAUUGUGUUGUGUAAAAGAAUUAUUGCGGGCUGCAUAUCUUUCUUUCAAAAGUGGUAAGUGGUACAUAGCGUUUGUGUUCAAUAGUGAAAAUUAUUUCUGGGAAAUCCAAAUUUCAUUCAGCGAAAAAUGUAUGCCUUGCAGUGUUACAACUCUAGUUGAAAAUAGUAAAUGAUUAAUGAGCUAAGGAGUUUGAUAAUUCUAUGAUGUCCCUGACUUUCUCUAUGGUGGUUCCAUUCUACACUGUGUCUGCUUGGUAGCGCUGUCCCUGCCUCCUGACAUAGUCAGUCAUGUACGGCAUCCGAAGAACAUUCUCAAAAUGAGUCUUCUCGUCAUCGCUGUUGACAGUCCACGUCACCAGUCUAACGCCUCGACCGUACCACAGAUCUGGAUC
This is a messenger RNA of Geodia barretti, 1214 nucleotides long. NCBI's taxonomy places the organism in Eukaryota, Metazoa, Porifera, Demospongiae, Tetractinellida, Geodiidae. The record is from the annotation of a GenBank genome assembly.